Desarmillaria tabescens is the source of this 924-nucleotide messenger RNA. RefSeq lists its product as uncharacterized. NCBI's taxonomy places the organism in Eukaryota, Fungi, Basidiomycota, Agaricomycetes, Agaricales, Physalacriaceae. The record is from RefSeq and is a predicted model, not a curated record. The transcript has 2 exons. Gene Ontology annotation, molecular function: RNA polymerase II cis-regulatory region sequence-specific DNA binding; DNA-binding transcription factor activity, RNA polymerase II-specific. Bases 1 to 924 code for a protein of 307 amino acids. Gene Ontology annotation, biological process: regulation of transcription by RNA polymerase II. Gene Ontology annotation, cellular component: PcG protein complex; chromatin; transcription regulator complex.
AUGUCUUCGACGGUAGCGACUGCGACUGCGACUACUACUGGUGGCGCUAAGAAGAAGCACAUAUGCGGGACGUGCGACCGCGCGUUUACGACGAGCGGCCAUCUCGCACGGCACUCGCGUGUCCACACUGGGGAGCGGAACCACAAGUGUCCGUUCCCAGGCUGUGAGACGAGGUGUUCGAGGCAGGACAACCUCCAACAGCAUUAUCGUAUCCAUCUCUCUCCGGGCUCGCGGCGCAACUCUGCGCGCUCCGUCAUCUCACGCGUCAUGAACAGUCCCACGGGUGGCGGUGCUAAACGCGGCGUGUCCCCUCCUCCUGCUCUAGAACCUGCGAGGCUGUACGCCCACCACUCCCAAUCCCCGCCUGACUCCCCACCGCCGCUCACACAAGCCACGCUCCCCGCCACCGCCGCCGCCCUCCGGUCCUCCGAGCCCGCCUCUCCCGAUUCGCCCUACUCCCAUCUCUCCAUGCCGCCCACCCCGACGUCCGCUACGAAUUAUUCAUAUCGGAAUGGCACGUCUACGUAUCAGGAGCAGCCUGGCUCGGGGUACACCUAUGUCCACACGACACCUUCUCCCCCGACACAGUACUACGAGGUCGCUUCUUCGGGGGCGUCCUCGCGGCAUUCUAUAUCCCAUAUCUCCCCUCCCUCGCCAGAGAGCAAUAGUUCUGGGCCCACCGACACCUGCGUCCUAUCCUGCGGUGUACGACCAGGCGGAGUACCGGUACGAGAGCCCCCCCACCGGUGUUGGCUCCCAUACAGGGCGGGCGGAGAGAUUCCCCUGGGUGUUGGCAGAGAGGCCACUAUAUCCAUCCAGCCCCAGGCCCGUAUGACCAGCAGAUGUGAGUCUAGGUCACGGGCGUGGAAAGGCGGCUUGAAAGGCGGUUGGUCCAACAAACAUAACAUAGAAGCGGUGGAGUAA